Molecule: messenger RNA, 321 nt
Organism: Cantharellus anzutake
Lineage: Eukaryota; Fungi; Basidiomycota; Agaricomycetes; Cantharellales; Hydnaceae
Exons: 4
Coding region: 1-321 (106 amino acids)
Source: RefSeq, a predicted model, not a curated record
AUGGCCAAAGCCAGAUGUGUUUGGGGCGAACUGCAAUGCAAUCGCUUUACACUGGUGAGCCGGGUAGGCGCUGAGUGGAGGCGCCUUGUACUGAAGGGUAUGGGACCAAUAAUACGCCUGGCGGAAGCUGUGACAGAGGUCGAUAUUAUUCAGGCUGAGAUCACCGCCGCCAAAGCUAAAGGCUACGGUGAAGGAAUCGCUGAUCGUGCCGAAGGGAAAUUGGAUUCCGUCACGGGUGCCAUCAAAGGCGACAAGCAGCAGCAAGCUAGCGGCAAUGCUCAGCAAGAUAAGGGUAUCGUCCAGCAGAACCUUAACAAGUAG